This is a messenger RNA of Castor canadensis (American beaver), 1112 nucleotides long. It is a transcript of the gene Casp7, whose product is annotated as caspase 7. Gene Ontology annotation, molecular function: cysteine-type endopeptidase activity. Lineage: Eukaryota; Metazoa; Chordata; Mammalia; Rodentia; Castoridae. Gene Ontology annotation, cellular component: cytoplasm. The record is from RefSeq and is a predicted model, not a curated record. Gene Ontology annotation, biological process: execution phase of apoptosis; apoptotic process; proteolysis.
CUCUUAAGAGGGAACCGAGUUAGCGUCCUGGGCCCCCGCAUCAAGGAGGGCGCCCUCGCGAGUGGAAGCCACGUCUGGGAGGCCGCAAGACCACAGUGAUCCCACAGCUGGCUGAGAGGCUAGGCUUUGGAGGAAGAUGGCAGAUGAUCAGGACCAUGCUGGAGAGCAGGGAGCUGGGGUCUCUGCAAAUGCGGACAUAGUUGAUGCUAAGCCAGACCGCUCGUCAUUUGUCCCAGCAUUAUUCGGUAAGAAGAAGAAAAGUGACUCUGCACAAUUAGUCAAGCCCAACCAGGACCAAGUGUCUUUAUAUCAAUACAACAUGAACUUCGCCAACCUGGGAAAAUGCAUCAUCAUAAACAAUAAGAACUUUGACAAAACGACAGGCAUGGAGGUCAGAAAUGGAACAGACAAAGAUGCUGAGGCCCUUUUCAAGUGCUUCCGAAGGCUGGGUUUUGAUGUGGUUGUCCAUAAUGACUGCACUUGUGACAAGAUGCAAGAUCUACUGAAAAAAGCUUCUGAAGAGGACCACAGAGAUUCAGCCUGCUUCGCCUGCAUCUUACUAAGCCACGGAGAAGAAGAUAGAAUUUAUGGAAAAGAUGGUGUAACACCAAUAAAGGAGUUGACAGCCCAUUUUAGGGGAGAUCGAUGUAAAACCCUUUUAGAGAAACCCAAACUCUUCUUCAUUCAGGCUUGCCGAGGCACGGAACUGGAUGAUGGAAUCCAGGCUGACUCGGGGCCUAUCAAUGACAUGGACGCAAAUCCCCGAUAUAAGAUCCCAGUUGAAGCUGACUUUCUCUUUGCUUAUUCCACAGUUCCAGGCUAUUAUUCAUGGAGGAACCCAGGAAGUGGCUCCUGGUUUGUGCAGGCCCUCUGCUCCGUCCUGGAUGAAUAUGGCAAAAAACUGGAGAUCAUGCAGAUCCUUACCAGGGUGAACCACAGGGUGGCCAGGCACUUUGAGUCCCAGUCUGACAACCCCCUCUUCCAUGAGAAGAAGCAGAUCCCGUGUGUGGUUUCCAUGCUCACCAAAGAACUCUAUUUCCGCCAGUGACCAUUGCUUCUACCUGAGAAGCUACAGAUAACUUGUUAAUGAAUCGAGUUAUUAUUUUUAUUAU